Messenger RNA from Penicillium argentinense, 1248 nucleotides. It is a transcript of the gene alg3, whose product is annotated as dolichyl-P-Man:Man(5)GlcNAc(2)-PP-dolichol alpha-1,3-mannosyltransferase. The record is from RefSeq and is a predicted model, not a curated record. Gene Ontology annotation, molecular function: dol-P-Man:Man(5)GlcNAc(2)-PP-Dol alpha-1,3-mannosyltransferase activity. The transcript has 3 exons. Gene Ontology annotation, cellular component: endoplasmic reticulum. The coding region runs from base 1 to 1248 and encodes 415 amino acids. Lineage: Eukaryota; Fungi; Ascomycota; Eurotiomycetes; Eurotiales; Aspergillaceae.
AUGGGCCCCUGGACGCGCUUCAUAUACAACGUGUUAACCCAGCCGCGACAUACGCAAUGGAUUGGACCUUUGCUGAUCCUAGGAGACGCAGCGCUCUGUGCGCUCGUUGUCUGGAAGAUCUCCUACACAGAGAUCGAUUGGACGACCUACAUGCAACAAGUUAAGCUGUUUAUCGAUGGCGAGCGCAAUUAUCCCUCGAUUCAAGGCUCGACCGGGCCCCUCGUCUACCCCGCCGGCCACGUCUACGUAUACACCCUCCUUUACCACCUCACCGAUCAAGGGCGCGAUAUUCUGCUGGGCCAGAUUAUCUUUGCCGGCAUAUACCUAGCGACUCUGGCUAUUGUCGUUGCCUGUUACAGACAGGUUCUAGCCCCGCCGUAUUUGUUUCCUCUCCUCGCCCUGUCUAAGCGACUUCAUAGCAUUUACAUGCUGCGCAUGUUCAAUGAUGGUAUCGCGGCUUUCUUUAUGUGGGCUGCGAUCUAUCUGUGGAUGAAACGGAAGCCUCUAGCAGGUGUCAUGGUAUGGAGUCUCGGGGUUUCCGUCAAGAUGACUCUGGUUCUGCUUGUGCCGGCGAUUGCUGUCAUUACUGUGUAUGACUCGGGCCUGACCGGUGGCUUAGCUCAAGCCAUUGUAGCAUUUCAGCCUCAGAUGUUGCUCGCAAAGCCUUUCACUCGCAAAGAUGCCAUUGGCUAUCUCACUCGGUCUUUUGAGCUUACCCGGAAAUUCAUGUUUAAGUGGACGGUCAACUGGAGGUUCGUCGGCGAGGAGACAUUCUUGUCUAAAGAAUUUUCGUUGGGCCUACUUGCUUUGCACGUCUCGCUCCUAGGCAUCUUCUCAACCGUUUGGUCCAAGCCGUCCAAUAUGAACGUUUUCAACUUUGCCCAGCGUCUUCUCCGCGGAUGGAAACCUCGCAUCAUCCUCUCCAAAACCUUCAUCAUGCAGGCUAUGCUAAGCUCCUUGGCCAUUGGCAUGUUGUGCGCCAGAUCCUUGCACUACCAAUUCUUCGCUUAUUUGGCAUGGGCCACCCCAUACCUUCUUUGGCAAGCCAACUUCCACCCAAUCCUCAUCUAUGUCAUCUGGGCGGUGCAAGAAUGGGCGUGGAAUGUUUAUCCCAGCACCAACAUCAGUUCGGCGGCCGUGGUUGUGUCCCUCACUUUGCAAGUGUUUGGCGUAUUCAUCAGUGGGCUCGGGGAGGUGGACAACGGGCGCCGAAACGUCGAUGAUAGGACAUACGGGCGUUCUCAAUAG